AGUAUCCGUCGCGUCUGUUCUCCGACUCGAGGUAAGAUAGGAUUUCGCCAUCCCGGCGAGCCACGCGGAACCGCGAACGUCCAAGGAUGGCCGCCAAAAAGGUUCACGAAGAACAGUGUCCUCGGCUACGCGUUCACAUAAACGAUAGCUUUCCGGCGAACAAACUCCUGGGAAACGAGAGGCAACGAUUUAACGUACCGUCAAACUUGUUUCAGAGCGACCGUUUAGGAAUGUCAGGAUGAGAGGAGGAACGGUACUGGGAGGAACAAGAUCGAUCCGUGGAACCUUUCUGAGAACGCUCAUUGUCUUUUUCCUGGCGUCGUUUCUUUGGCUUCAGCUUCAUGUGAUCAGCCUGACCGGUCGAGAUUCCACCGGGCAGUCCUCCCCGAACGAAACGCUGUUCGCCCUUGUGCCGCAAGAGUUGCACAGGUUUCUCAAGGAUCGUCGGAAUGGGUCAUCCACGUCGAGCAACUCGAGCUCGGAGACGUUAACCGAGUUCGAGAUAGCGGAAAUUCGGCGCAAUAUCGAAAAGGCGAAUGCCGCGCAAAGGGUGUACAACGAGGAAGCCUUCGGUCCGUUGGCCCCCGACGCCCCCGUGAUUGUGGUCCAAGUGCACACCCGUCUCACCUAUCUCAGACAUCUAAUCGUGUCUUUGGCCCAGGCCAAAGGGAUCGAGCAAACCCUACUCGUCUUUAGUCACGAUGUCUGGCACCCGGACAUAAAUUAUCUCGUCCAAAGCGUCGACUUUUGCCGGGUGAUGCAAAUAUUUUACCCACACAGCAUACAGACCCAUCCACGCACGUUUCCCGGCGAGGAUCCCAACGAUUGUCCCCGGAAUAUUCGCAAGGAACAGGCUUUGAAUCUUGGCUGCGUGAACGCCAAACAUCCGGAUCUCUAUGGGCACUACCGAGAAUCCAAGUUCACGCAGACGAAGCACCACUGGUGGUGGAAGGCCAAUCGUGUGUUCGAUCAGCUUUUCGUGACGAGAAAUCACACCGGCAUGGUUCUAUUUCUCGAGGAGGACCAUUACGUCGCCGAGGACUUCUUGCAUGUUCUCAGACUGAUGGAACGCACCUGCAAGCAUAGCUGCGAGAGAUGCAACGUUCUGUCUUUAGGCACUUAUCUGAAGACGUACAAUUAUUUCGCCGACAUCAGUCGAAAGUUCCUUGGCGUCAACAGCGCCCUGCAAAAGGAGCUUCUGCGUGGAUUAAAAAGGCGGCAAACUGCGACGGGGCAACAACAGUCGUCGGCAAAAGUCGAGGUCGUCGGUGGAACAGGGGGAUUUCCGAGCAACGGCGUCGCCACCGGCACGAGUACAACCGGAAACUCCACAGCAAGCGGAAACGGUAGCGGCGCUACCGGGGCCGUGUCGUCUACCGGUCGGAACGCGCUCACGGCGCAACAUGUUCCCGCAUGGGCUUUCCAGCUCCUACCCGGUCUCUACAAUCAUUAUCAAAAGGCCGAGGUUAUCCCUUGGAUAUCGAGCAAACACAACAUGGGAAUGGCGUUCAACCGUGUAACUUGGAACAAACUUCGAAAGUGUACCGCGGAAUUUUGUUCGUACGACGAUUACAAUUGGGACUGGAGCCUUCAGCAUAUAGCGCAAUCAUGUCUACCGCCUAGCAAAGGCGCCGGUGUCGUGCCGCGAAUCGAAUCCGGCCUAAUCACGAUGAUGAUGAGAGCACCCAGAGUAUUUCACAUCGGUGAAUGCGGUGUUCACCACAAAAAGACCAACUGCGAAUCGACAUCCACGGUCGCAAAGGUUCAGAAUGUACUAAAGACCGCCCAGCCGCAUCUGUUUCCUACUCAACUGACGCUCACAGUAGCUGGUACUGCAAAAAAAUCGAAGCUCAGGAAAGGCAACGGCGGAUGGGGCGACGUACGAGACCAUCGACUCUGUUGGAACAUUACAGUUUAUCCGGACCUCGCUUUACCUUGAUAUCGAAUCGCGAUCGAAUCGUUGUUUCAGUCAGUGGCGUGCCUCGAAUUCCGGAGAAAAUUCUUUCGAUUUGUAACACGUCCGCCUCGUGUCGCGUCUCGUCGUGUUUCGACACGACGUUUCCGUUUCGUUUACGAACGAACGACACUUCUCGAACAAGUUCCUCGCGAUCACUCUCGCUCUCUGUCUCGAAAUAACGUGCGUGGCAGACCACUAGAAUGUUUCUGGGACAAUAUUCUGGAUUCGAGAGGCGUCGAACCGAGAAACGAUUCGUAAACUGUAGCCAUCCACGAGUCGCGGUAUUCUACAUAGGGUACAUUUUAUAUUUAUAACGACACCAACGAAAAUAAACGAAUCGACCGAUUUUCUCGUAA
This is a messenger RNA of Dufourea novaeangliae, 2313 nucleotides long. It is a transcript of the gene Mgat2, whose product is annotated as alpha-1,6-mannosyl-glycoprotein 2-beta-N-acetylglucosaminyltransferase. The record is from RefSeq and is a predicted model, not a curated record. Gene Ontology annotation, biological process: oligosaccharide biosynthetic process; protein N-linked glycosylation. Bases 239 to 1939 code for a protein of 566 amino acids. The transcript has 7 exons. NCBI's taxonomy places the organism in Eukaryota, Metazoa, Arthropoda, Insecta, Hymenoptera, Halictidae. Gene Ontology annotation, molecular function: alpha-1,6-mannosylglycoprotein 2-beta-N-acetylglucosaminyltransferase activity. Gene Ontology annotation, cellular component: Golgi membrane; Golgi stack.